This is a messenger RNA of Propithecus coquereli (Coquerel's sifaka), 711 nucleotides long. RefSeq names its product ELOVL fatty acid elongase 2 (gene ELOVL2). Gene Ontology annotation, cellular component: endoplasmic reticulum membrane. Gene Ontology annotation, biological process: fatty acid elongation, saturated fatty acid; fatty acid elongation, monounsaturated fatty acid; fatty acid elongation, polyunsaturated fatty acid. The record is from RefSeq and is a predicted model, not a curated record. NCBI's taxonomy places the organism in Eukaryota, Metazoa, Chordata, Mammalia, Primates, Indriidae. The coding region runs from base 1 to 711 and encodes 236 amino acids. The transcript is spliced from 8 exons. Gene Ontology annotation, molecular function: fatty acid elongase activity.
AUGGCGGUGCUGGCAGUCACGGUAGACAUGGAGGAGGAGCAUCUAAAGGCCUUUGAUGAUGAAAUCAAUGCUUUUUUGGACAAUAUGUUUGGACCUCGAGAUGCUCGAGUCAGAGGGUGGUUCAUGUUGGACUCUUACCUUCCUACCUUUUUUCUUACUGUCAUAUAUUUGCUUUCAAUAUGGCUGGGUAACAAAUAUAUGAAGAACAGACCUGCGCUUUCUCUCAGGGGUAUCCUCACCUUGUAUAAUCUUGCGAUCACACUUCUCUCCGCAUAUAUGCUGGCAGAGCUCAUUCUUUCCAGUUGGGAAGGAGGAUACAACUUACAGUGUCAAGAUCUUGCCAGUGCAGGGGAAGCUGAUAUCCGGAUUGCUAAUCCAGGUUUCUUUGGACCAACACUGAACAGUUUUAUCCACAUUCUUAUGUACUCCUACUACGGACUUUCUGUGUUUCCGUCUAUGCACAAGUAUCUUUGGUGGAAGAAAUAUCUCACACAGGCUCAACUGGUGCAGUUCGUGCUCACCAUCACGCACACCAUGAGUGCCGUCGUGAAACCGUGUGGCUUCCCCUUCGGUUGUCUCAUCUUCCAGUCGUCUUACAUGCUGACAUUAGUCAUCCUGUUCUUAAAUUUUUACAUUCAGCAAAUUUGUAGCAACAGCCCAAAGCACAGGCUUGAAUUUGGACUUAUCACAUUCGUGCAAUACCCAGGGUAA